GACGCAGGGGAUCAGUGUAGGGGGCAGAGCCGCGAUUCCCUUUGCAGCCGCUCACCCUUCCCCCCUCCCCGCGGGCUUUUGCACACGACGCGCGGCGGGCGGCUUCACACGGGGUGGUGAGGGCCGGUAAUAAAGCGGGCGGGCACGGGGCGCAGCGACGGGACCCGAGCGGAAGGCGAGUGCACGCUGCCAUCGUCCGGCGCGCAACUUCGAGGGCGCACUGUGGGAGAGGCGGCAUGCCGGCCGUGGACAAGCAGAACCUGCUGGAGAGCACGAGCGGAGCCCGGUCAUACUUAGGAUCUCUGUGGAAGACUGAGGCUGGCAGGGCCCCUCCUGUGAACCUGCCUGCUGUUGAGCUGGCGAUCCAGAGCAACCAUUAUUGCCAUGCCCAGAAGGACGCUGGUAGUCACCCUGACCCCAAGAAGCAGACGGCCCGGCGCAAGCUCUACGUGGCCUCUGCCAUCUGCCUAGUGUUCAUGAUUGGGGAAAUCAUUGGUGGAUACCUGGCACACAGCCUGGCCAUUAUGACAGAUGCCGCCCACCUGCUUACGGAUUUUGCCAGCAUGCUCAUUAGUCUCUUCUCCCUCUGGGUGUCUUCCCGACCAGCCACUAAGACCAUGAACUUUGGCUGGCAGCGAGCUGAGAUCCUCGGAGCCUUGGUGUCUGUGCUGUCCAUCUGGGUGGUAACUGGGGUGCUGGUGUACCUGGCUGUGCAGCGUCUGAUUUCUGGAGAUUAUGAGAUCAAAGGGGGCACCAUGUUAAUCACGUCGGCCUGCGCUGUGGCUGUGAACAUCAUAAUGGGGUUGGCCCUUCAUCAGUCUGGACAUGGGCACAGCCAUGGACAUGGGCACAGCCAUGGUAACCAAAGCCAUGAAGACAGCCAACAGCAGCAGGAGAACGCCAGUGUCCGAGCAGCCUUCAUCCAUGUGAUCGGGGACCUUCUGCAGAGUGUGGGUGUCCUGGUGGCUGCCUACAUUAUAUACUUCAAGCCUGAGUACAAGUAUGUGGACCCCAUCUGCACCUUCCUCUUCUCCAUCCUGGUCUUGGGGACGACGUUAACCAUCCUGAGAGAUGUGAUCUUGGUUCUCAUGGAAGGGACUCCCAAAGGUGUGGACUUCACAGCCGUGAAGAAUCUCUUGCUGUCCGUGGAUGGGGUGGAGGCCUUGCACAGCCUGCAUAUCUGGGCGCUGACAGUGGCUCAGCCGGUGCUGUCUGUCCACAUAGCUAUCGCUCAGAAUGCUGAUGCCCAGGCUGUGCUGAAGGUGGCUAGGGACCGCCUCCAGGGGAGGUUCAACUUCUACAUCAUGACCAUCCAGAUUGAGAGCUACUCUGAAGAAAUGAAGGACUGCCAGGCGUGCCAAGGCCCCUCAGACUGACUAUCUGGUCAGACACCAUUGGAGGCAUGGCCAGGAUGCAUGGCGGUGCAUUGAGUGUCCAGCCAGGAUGCCAGGUUCAAGGCACAGCCUGCCUUGGUCCAUACCAGUGGGACUCUCGUUGACCUAUGAGCCCACAGGAUGCGCCUGAGGCAGAUGAGGAUGUCCUUCUCCAGGACUGUGUUUGGGCUGGAUCCUCAGCUGGCGUCCUUCCUAAUGUCCCAGCUGGAAAGGCACGGAGCCACAGAAGGGGACUCUGGGGUGUCCUAUACAUGUCCAGACACCUGACCGGGCACACAG
This is a messenger RNA of Arvicola amphibius (Eurasian water vole), 1673 nucleotides long. It is a transcript of the gene Slc30a2, whose product is annotated as solute carrier family 30 member 2. Gene Ontology annotation, molecular function: zinc ion transmembrane transporter activity. Gene Ontology annotation, biological process: zinc ion transmembrane transport; response to zinc ion. The transcript is spliced from 8 exons. Lineage: Eukaryota; Metazoa; Chordata; Mammalia; Rodentia; Cricetidae. The coding region runs from base 237 to 1376 and encodes 379 amino acids. Gene Ontology annotation, cellular component: plasma membrane. The record is from RefSeq and is a predicted model, not a curated record.